Messenger RNA from Clupea harengus (Atlantic herring), 5164 nucleotides. RefSeq names its product embryonal Fyn-associated substrate (gene efs). Gene Ontology annotation, cellular component: plasma membrane; cytoplasm. Gene Ontology annotation, biological process: cell migration; cell surface receptor protein tyrosine kinase signaling pathway. The record is from RefSeq and is a predicted model, not a curated record. Gene Ontology annotation, molecular function: protein binding. Lineage: Eukaryota; Metazoa; Chordata; Actinopteri; Clupeiformes; Clupeidae.
GGUAGGGCGCAGCUCGGCGGAGCAAAAGCCUGAAGAGAAAUAGGCUAGAGAGAAAUGAUUAUAACCUACUUCUGUUUUUGGAACAUCUUCAGGUCUCCAUCGCAUUAAAACAACGGCAUUGUGUUGCGAAACAAUCCGCUAUACGGCUAUGUCCAGCAGAGCAAUGGGAAAUGGCAGGUUCAGGUAAACGAAUCUGUGUUCUAUCCACAAUUGUCCCUGUGAGAAUAACUCGGUCACUGAAACCCGCCCCCUUCAGCCGCCGGUAAUGCCAAACAUCGUGUUGGCACAGAUGGACUACGCUUUGAGAGCUUAAACCUGACUGAAGCCUUUAAGAAGCACCGUGGAGAAACCGGGGACACUCGCGCUGUGGGGCAGCCGCCGGCAUGUCUCUCUCAACCGUAUUAGCGAAGGCCCUGUUCGACAAUGCAGCAGAGAGCCCAGAGGAGUUAGCCUUCAGGAAGGGGGACAUCCUGAUGGUCCUUGAGCAGGAGCAGGACGGAGGCCCUGGAUGGUGGCUAUGCUCACUGCAUGGAAGACAGGGAAUUGCCCCUGCUAACCGCCUCCGCCUCCUACAAACAGCUCCCUCUAACAUAGGAAUGGACGCCUGUCGGGCCCCAAGCAUGGACUCUGUCAACAUCACUCCCAGGCAGCUGGCUGCCCAUGGCAAUGCUCCUGCCAGUGAUGAUGGGGUCUACCUGUCCCCCCACAGCAUGGCUGAGGGAUUGUACCAGAGCCCAGGGGCCAAUUCUAACUCCAGGCCUGGGGAGAUGUGGCAUAUGGAUGGAGGGCGUCCCCGCUCUCACUCCAGUUCUGGGACACACUCGAGGCCUGAGUGGGAUAUUGCAAUGGCGAGUCGCCCAAGGUCUCCCUCUGUGAGGGGUCGGGGUGUUGAAACUGACUCCUUAUACCAGACCCCCACUGGGCUGUCACCCUUGACAGCCCAAUACCACAGAUCCCAGGAAGUCUUAUCGUCUGAAUCUGUGUACCUAACACCCAGCGCAGUUCCAAGGGUUGGCAUGGCCCCUGAGGCCCAAGGGGAGACCGCAUAUUUAAUCCAACGGGAGUCAGGUGGGCAGGGGAAUUCUGAUGGCUGUUACCUGGUCCCCAGGAUUGCAACAACUGCUGUGUCUAGUGAGGACUUGUAUCAAACCCCAACUGGUGGUGUCGCAGUUGCAGUACCCACCCCUGGUGCUUCCAGCAUGUCCAUCCCACCUUACUCAAAAAUGAGCCAGGAGACUCCAAGCAUGUACCAAACACCGACACCUCCUGGAGGACCCCGGACCUCCCCAAAGGAACCUAACCUUCCCAGUACUCCUGCUUCAGCAUCAGGACAUAAUCACAAACUUUCCCAUACCACGGCUAAUAGCUCUCCAAGACCUCAAACAAAGGGUGUCUCCAAAGACCCAGACAACCUGGGAGUGCCUUCCACCCCUCCAGGAGUCCGGGGUAAGCUGUCUGCAGGAGGUAGAGGGUCCCCUUUGCUGGUACGAAUUGGGAAAGCUGGCCUUCCGGGAUCUCCAAAUUUUUUGAGGAAACCUCCUCCCCCUGCGCCCCCAGUCAGAGGGGUAACCAAGAAGAAUGCUACAGGACCCCCCACACCUGCCCCCAAACCUGCUCUUCCAGUGGCCCUGGCUGUCCCGAAACCGCCUCGAGAGGGGGAUGAGGGACAUAGAAUGGUUCCGGUAACCAGAGAUGAAAACAUCCAAGAAGGAAAUACGCAGGACAAGUCAAGAAAGAAGGAUCCAGUGGUCCAGAUGGUGACUGCAAUGGUUGAUGAUAAAGCACAUCAAGAUUUGGAUAGUGACAAACUCGAAGAUCAGGUUUAUGAUACUCCUCCGACCAACCGAUGGCAACAGCCAGCCCCGUUGGCAACUUGUGAUGAUGAGGAUGACAGCAUCUAUAAUACCCCGAGAGCUGUUCCUCCUAUUGGGUUUGACCAAGAGUCAGAGAUCUAUGAUGUCCCCACUCUCAUUCUCAACCCGGCUGCAGACCCCCAGCAUGAGACCUAUAACGUUCCAGCAUCCCUUCCUAUUGAAAGUGAGGUGGACGAGGAUGUUUACAGUGUCCCAAGCCUUCCUGGCCAACCUGUGGUCCCCGCAGAGCCAGAAGAGGGAGCUGGCCAUUCUCAGGUCUACUCUGUCCCCAGCCCUGGAAAACCAGAGGCAGACCGAGCCCAACACAGCAACUGCUCAGUCGUGGAGUCUGAGCCCGAUGGUGGGAUCUAUGACAUGCCUUCUCUUACCUUGGAUGUUCCGUCUACCUCUUCGGUCCGCCGCCUCUCGGUUUCCAGCACAGGCUCAGGGGAUGUUCAGUGGAGAAACUCCAUUUCCUCCAUCAUCCAAUCUGCAUGGAGCGCAACUUCCUCAGCUUCUGCCAGAGAGUUAGCGACCUUGUUGGCCGAGAUCCUGUCUGUUUGGAAGACAAGCCAUGCAGGUGAUGCACCUCCACCCCUCCAGCAGGCUUGGUCUCGCCUCAAUGAUGUGCUCCCUGCCUUGGCCAUGUGUGGGACUGGACCUCCAUCUGAAGCCCUGCGUGGAAUGGUACGAUCUGCCCUGGAGGACUCUGCUCUGCUUCUGCAGAGUCAGGUACGACCACGUCUUCCCUCCCAAGAUUCUCUGUCACGCAGGCCCUUACCAGCUCUUCCAGUGCCUGAAGCACCGCACAUAGGCACAGGUAUGGGCUCACGGAAAGGUAGUUGGAUCCAGGAGAGACCUCUUCCUCCUCCACCUCCUCCGACAUUCCCUUUGCCCCCACCACCGGCAUCUCUGCCACCCUCUAUUGGAAGGAAUGAAGAGGAUGAUGAGCUUGGAAAUGAAUAUGCAGGAAUUGGGCUGACACCAGCCCCACCUUCGCUACCUGUGGGUGACAUUGUGGGAUAUGUGAAGUUACAGGGGAUGGCAGAGCCCACUGCAGAUGCUCACACAGAGAAUAGUUCCAGCCAGGUGAUCCUCACAGCUGAGACAAGGGUAAAGAAACAUUGUCAACUGAGUCCAUCUCCACCCCUUCCGGUGACACUCUCUCUUGAAGAUUCAGAGCUGCUGUCCUUCUAUUCAUCCCAGAGUCUGUCACAUCUCUCCUGCCUGGCUGACUCCAUCGAGGCUCUCUUUACCAGUGUUCAGGGGAACCAGCCACCACGUGUCUUUGUUUCCCGAGGGAAGAGUCUGAUUGUAACGGCUCAUAAACUUGUCUUCAUUGGGGACACUCUUUCCCGUCUCCUCAGCUCCUCUGACCUCAAGGCAAAGGUCACCACAUCAGGAGCACGACUUUGUCAGGCCUUAAAAACUGUCGUCGUGGCAACAAAAGGGGCAGCACAGAACUACCCAUCAGUCCCUGCAACCCAGGAAAUGGUGGACCGUGUGGCAGAGCUAUCCCAGCAUGCUGCUGGCUUUGCAGGGCUCCUCCAACGCCUGGCAGAAAUAUCGUGAUGUCGUGUUAUUUACCCCAUCAUACCCCCAAAAGACCGUCCCACAAAAUGCCUUAAUUGUAUUUUUACCUUCUAUUUUGAUUGUUUCAUUUGUUUCGGAAGAAUAUGUGCCGUUGACAUCACAGUUAGUGUUUCAGUGACUUGGUUAAGACCAGUGCCACAAACAAGAGAGAGAAGAGAGAGUGUGUGUGAGUGGGUGUGUGUGUGAGUGUGUGUGUGUCUGUGUUUUAAAUUGGCUUUUGUUUACAUGUCUUCAGUGCCAAGCACACUUGUCCUGUGUGACUUUAUAACUUAUUGGUGUUUGAUAUCGGAAUGUUUUUUGGACUGUGUGUUAAAGCUUAGCGUGUAAUGGGUCUUUUUUAUAUAUUUGUUUUCCUAAUAUAGGGUAUGUUCAAUGGUUUUCAUUGACAUUAUCCUGAUUUGUGUGUAAUGGUUGGCAUUUGUUUUUAUUGGCAUUGAGUGGUACGAAGUAACCGAAGUGUUUAAAGUUGAUAUGUGAAGAAUUACACUAGGAAGACAGUUUGGAGUUGGAGGGAAUCAGCUUUGAACUUCCCAAACAGGUGUGGUACUGGUAUUGUGAUGUAACAAUGGGAUAAAUAACAGGAACCCCCUCCACCCUCCACCCACUUCCCUGAGUGAUAGGACACAAGUGAGCACACUGUGAGUAAAAUGUAAUAAAUAAAGUAAUAAGUAUGUAAGAAAGAGUUUAGAAAGGAGCAAAAAGAUUUGCCCACCAAUUUCACUGUGUCCUUUUAAACGGACAAUGAGCUCUGGCCGAGCCAGCCUGUACGCUCUUGUCUGUUUAUCAGUUGAUUCGUUUUUUUUCCCCCCUUACAUCUCUCACUUUCGUUGUUCCCUCCAUGACGUCCUCCAUCCUCAGCUUGUUCAGCAUCACAUGCAGGUUGAGGCAUGUUUUUUUUUUUUUUUAAGUUUGUUUCCCACAACAUCCAGGGAGUGGUGUUGGUGAGAACCACUCUUGUUCACAUGUAACUCUGUUAUUGUUAAGGAAUUUCAGGACAUGUUGUUGACAUGCUAUAGGGAAUUCAUGCCAUAUGUAUUUUUCUCUCAGUUUAUUUCUCCUGAGUCUCAUUAUACCACUUUGUCUCACUCUCUCUCUCUCUCCUCUCCAAUUCCUAUGUAAGCUACCAGCCAUCCUUUUCUUCUCUCAUGCUUCACUAAAUGCCAAAUAUAUAUCAGAGUUACGAGAACUUGCAUGCAGGUUGUUGAGUGACCGCCAACUUUUAAAAAGUAUACCGAUUACCACUUUGAACUGGUCUCAGAUUGUGAAUUGAGCACCACCCAAUGGGACAUAGCAGUAUUACUCAUUAUUACAGUAUGUAUAUUUUUAUGUGAUAGAGGUGGUAGUUUGACAAAAUGGUAGACAAGAGCAGACCAUACACAACUUAUUGAAGCCUUAUUGAGUUUAUCAAAGUGUGAACUUUAUAAUCAUUUCUUUGGCUAUUAUGUUUCCUCUGCUCCAUGAUUAUGAAAUGUUUGCAUGGCUUUAUGGUACUCUUUUCAUACAGCCCAUAUAAACACGUUAAUCUGGGGUGUUCAAACACUGCUUAUGUGAUUAAACCAGUAUAUUGUCAACUCUUUUACAUAAUAUUUGUAUCAGAAUGUAUUUUUGACAGCUCAUGUUUCUUUCAGACUGCUGGGGCCUAUCUGUCACUAGUGACCACUAGAUCACUUGGUGUGGUCCAUGUCUUUUUCUUUUAAAAUACAUGGUAAAAACUCUAA